AGAGCUGAAAUUUAUUAUUUACCGAAUUUUACGAUAAGAAAUUUCAUCCAGAAUUUCUUGGUUGUUUCUGCUCGUUCAAAAGUGACACUAUCAUUGGUUUGUUAACCUUAAAUCAACUCCGAACGUUAUGGACGCCAUGUCCGAUUCGACGACUGUGUUGCCGUCUGCGGAGGAUGCUGAUGAUCAGGGAAUCGGAGAAGAAGCACAAGCGCGCACCUGCGUUUCGCCAACCGACGCCACCGUCGACCGAGCAUCUCACAGCGAUUAUGGCUCCUCGUCAGCCAAAUCAUCCCCUGACACCAAAUCAUUCCCCCAUUUGAACAAAAAGCCCCAACAGACUGUUAUCGAAGAGGGGAAACUGUUGGGACAAAACCGGAGGUCGGCGAAGCACGUCAAAAAUGUCUCGGCAGAUAUGGAACAGAACUUGUGUGACGCGUUGAAGAGACCCGACUACAAUGCGAAAAGACUGAACAUCAGCAUCCCACACAAGAUCAUCGUGCGGGCCUCCAAGACGGCCGACCACGUGCUGGUCAUGGGCACUGUUAGUUUCAUGAUGGAUCCGCUGCCAUGUCCCUACGCCGGACAGGAGGCGGCCUGCCAAGAAUUCCGCGCCUGCGAGCCGCGCUUGCUGAAGGCGCAUCUGCAGUGCAAGCACGACCUGCGCAACGUCAUAUUGAACUUUGUGUGUCCCUGUCCGGGUCGAUUCAACGGCAGGCAGGGCUGCCCGGUGGUGCGCUUCGAUCCCGGCGACAUGUACAUGCGCAAGCACCUGCUGGAGGACCACCGGAAGUACUACACUGCGGUGCGUGCAGCUCUGGAGUCGGUCGAACCAGGAGAGGAUCCGCACGUCGGCAAGAGCGACAAGAGUGCUGUGUUGCUGUAGUUGGGGAGGAAUUUGUCAACCACGGUAUGGAGACCAGUAACUGCUUGUCAUUUGAUGAUUUGUAGAAGCGUAACAAGUUUCUGCGUCGUGCCCGCCGCAUGUUCUUCCCCGGAUGGACGCGCAGCAAGGGGGAGCUCUUCCCCAGCCAGAUCAUCCCGGACAGGAUCGUUAUUCGCACGGAAAUGGGCGACGUGGAUGGCGAGCAGCCCGGGAAGCGUGAAAUCAAGUACAUCUGCAACAUUGAUCCGUGCCUGGCUCACAAGAUUGGCGGUCCGCAAGGUUCGCGGCAAAUGCAUCAUCACCUGGUGAUGCAGCACGCGUCCCGCUUCGAUUUGGGCACCGACUUCUUCCACGCAUGCCCUGCCAAAGAGGUGUGUGAGGAAAUUGUGUUUGCCAGCGAUCACCAGCUGGAAUCUCACGUCAAAGCCAAGCACCCUGAGUUAUUGGGCUUAGGCAAAGAAUACUUUGAGAACGCCAAGAAGAAUCGGGAAGCGCUGGAGGACAAGAUUCCCUACGUCCGCAUCGGAGAGGCCCUCACCAACGGUCUGCACACUGACAAAGACAGCAAGCUGUGUCUGCAGCGUUACAGGUGCCCUGUCAAGACGUGCGACAAAGUCUUCCUGGGCGAGACCACGUCGGCGCGCAAGUACAUGGUCUGGCACGUGGGCGCCGACCACGAGGCCGACUGGAACGUGGCCGGGGAAGAGUGAUGCUCUGUGCUUCCGGAUGAACAACCUCCUCGGAUCGCGAAUCUGUGGACCGAGAAAAUUAUGUCGCAUUUCCGUUCCUAUCUAUAAUCUGUAAAUUUACUGUAGUAUUUGGUUUCUUUUUUUUUACGACAAAUAGACGGCUUUUCGCCCAUCUCGCAACGCUUUUUUCGCUGUUCGGUUCAUCGGCAACGGCUCAUGCAAGUCCUGCGUAUUUCCGGCUGUUUAGCUGAUUCCGUAAAUAUCGUAUGUACUCUGUAUCAUUGUAUUGUAAGUUGGUAACUAGUAACUGUUUUGUACGAGUAUAGGUGUAUUGCUGCAGAUAAAUCUAAGAUAUUAGUUUUACAAGCCCAGCACGGAUGAAUAUUGGCCGAUGACUAUUAAAAACUAAGUAA
Molecule: messenger RNA, 1985 nt
Organism: Paramacrobiotus metropolitanus
Lineage: Eukaryota; Metazoa; Tardigrada; Eutardigrada; Parachela; Macrobiotidae
Exons: 8
Coding region: 982-1593 (203 amino acids)
Source: RefSeq, a predicted model, not a curated record